This is a messenger RNA of Fusarium coffeatum, 2751 nucleotides long. RefSeq lists its product as uncharacterized. Gene Ontology annotation, molecular function: protein binding; monooxygenase activity; heme binding. The coding region runs from base 1 to 2751 and encodes 916 amino acids. The record is from RefSeq and is a predicted model, not a curated record. NCBI's taxonomy places the organism in Eukaryota, Fungi, Ascomycota, Sordariomycetes, Hypocreales, Nectriaceae. The transcript has 6 exons.
AUGUCAACCAAGACCAAAAUGUCACUGCCUUAUGAAGCGUAUACUGCAGAUAGUGAAUUCAUCUUCAAGUCACGGCAAGACAUUGAUGGACAUCGACGAGAACUAGAACUCAUAUUCGAAGAUCCACCAGAUCUAGCAACGACCAAAGACCUGAUAUUGGACCAUCACCCAUGGAUAUCUCAGUACUGGUCACCUCAACCCGAGUUAUUCGAUCGAGACAUCACAGGCUUGCCACCAUUAGCCGCUGCCAUCAAACUGGGAAACAUCGAAGAAGCGCAACGUCUGAUCAACGCGGGCGCUCGAGCAGAUAUUCAUGGCCCGACAUAUGGAAAUCUCGCACAUUUGGCAGCUGCGCGUUCAGACCAUCAAAUUCACGAGAUAUUUCCGUUACUCAAGCUUGUUAUCGAAGCAGGUGCGGAUCCGAACGCGCCCGGCCCGUAUCCGGAGAAAGAGUCUUUGUUGUGUUUUAUCAUUCGUGAUGUUUUCCUCCCUAACUACCGUCAUGCGAUAUGUCGCUAUCUUGUAGAGGAGGUUGGAGUCGAUGUUAACAUGAGAAGUCAGUCUGGGACGUAUCCCAUUAUCAUCGCUACCGCACUUGCAGAUAGGCUGUUAGUCCACUACCUCAUAGAGAAAGGCGCCGACGUCGAUGUAUCUGAUUUCCAAGGUAAACGGCCUGCUCAUUAUGCAGUUCCCAGCGCUUCGAAUCGCUCCAUGGGAUCUUUGAUCAAAGCGGGCGUUGAUCUACUCGUGCCGGAUUAUUACGGCCGAACACCGUUGCAUUUUGCUGCAAUGAUGUGUGGCUGGGAAUUCAUUGGAAUAUUCAUUGACUUUCUGCCGGAAGGGUAUGAUGUCAAUGUGAGAGACGACGAUGGCUGGACGCCGCUUAUGUGGGCGUGUAAAAACACUCGGUCGGACGCGUUAAAAAUUGAGAUUCUGGUGAAAGUGUACGGAGCGGAUGUUUGGCCUGUUAGCUAUGAUGGGCAAUGGUCUGCGCUGAAGUUAGCCUACUUUGCUCGUAUGGACGCUGAAGCGUUGAAGUGUCUGGAACCGCCCGAGCAUGAAAGAGAACGAAUACUCGAAGACGGAACCACGGAGCUUUGGGAUCCAGAUUUUCAUCAGACAAUACCCGGGGAGCAUCACCACUAUAACAGUUGCAGUAAUUGCCGUGUGGGUCGUUUUAGUGCUGUUCAUCGUGUAUUUUUGCUCAUCAUGGAUUGGGAAACAGUGGACGUUAAGGGCCUUGUCUCUCUCAAGAGCGCGGCUACUCUUGUUGGAAUCUGGGCUAUCUACCGUAUUUUUGUUGCACUGUACAAUAUCUCGCCUCUUCAUCCCCUGUCUCAAUUCCCAGGCCCGAAGAUCGCUGCUGUGAGUUAUGUCUAUGAAGCCUACUAUGACUGGUGGCGAGUAGGCCGAUAUGGAAAGGUCAUUCGCGAGAUGCAUGAACAAUAUGGCCCCAUUGUCAGAAUUAACCCGGAUGAACUUCAUUGCUCGGACCCUUACUUCACCGACGAGAUCUACGCUGGUCCCGGCCGCGUCCGCGACAAAUGGCAGCAUCAACUCAACACAGGCGGCGCAGGCCCCGUCUCAGUAACUGGUUUCUCAACAGUCAGCCACGAAGUCCACCGCAUGCGCAAAGGCGCUCUGUCGAAAUACUUUUCCCGCGCGCAAAUGCUCAAACUCGAGGGUGAAGUACAAGAGUUUGCGCAAAUGACCGUCGAUAAGAUGCUUCGCUCCGCUGGCGGCGAACCUUUCGACAUCAAGGAAGCUUUCAAUUGUUUCACUGCGGAUAUUAUUUCCCAGUAUGCAUUUGGUGAGAGUAUGGGUUUCAUCACACAGGAAGGUUGGGAGCCUAAUCUGGCUACUUGGGUCAAAUCCUUCUUUCAGAGCGCUUAUAUGAUGAGACAUAAUGUCUUUGCGAGAAAGAUGGCGCAGGUCUUGCCAUUUUUGUCUGACUAUCUGGGUGAGGAUAUCAAGGCUGUCAUGAAUCAGAUGAACGUCGUCAUUCCGGGGUAUAUCAAGGCUGCGCUGAAGAAUCCUGAUGGUGGUAGAGUUUUCGCGCAGGUUGUUGAGUCCAAGACUUUGCCUGAGUCGGAGAAGUCAUUGUACAGACUUUCUGGUGAGGGCUUCAACUUUCUUCUUGCCGGUACUGAGACCACUGCUGCUACUCUGACUGUCAUCACAUACUUCCUCCUCGACAAGCCCGAGAUCUACAAGCGCCUCAUGACUGAUCUUCAAGGCAUUGAUCCCGAGAAUCUCAAAUGGACAGACCUCGAGCAGCGUCCCUACCUUUGGGCCGUGAUCCACGAAUCUCUGCGCGUCAUGCCUGGUGUAUCUCACCGCUCUGCCCGAAUCGCUCGUGAAGAGGAUCUUGUAUACCGAAGCAAAGACGGCACCACAGAGUGGGUCAUUCCCCGCGGUACACCUAUUGGUAUGACAUCCAUGAUCAACCACUGGAAUGAGGAGUUAUUCCCCAACCCUGACGAGUUCCUGCCCGAAAGAUGGCUGGAGAACGGAAAGCCAAACUAUAAGCUGCAGAAGUUCUUGAUUUCUUUUGGAAAGGGAAGCCGUGCCUGUAUUGGCGAGAAUCUUGCGUACUGUGAAGUCUACAUCAUGGCAGCUCUACUAGCUUUCCGUGUUAUUCCUCGGGCGCGAUUGUAUGAGACUACUAUUGAGGAUCUGACGUACGAUCAUGACUUGAUUGUGCUCCAGACCAAGAAGGGAGCUAUCUCCGUCCGAAUUGCUAUCUCAUAG